UUCUUUUCCCCUAGUCAGCUCACCCUCCCCAUGGACUCGACGCGAAUAUAAACGCUGUCUUUUCUGUCGAUCGCUGCUUCGAAACUCUCUCUCUUCCAUCGCGACCGUCGCCGUAAAUCUGAGCUGCCUUUCGAAUCCGAAGUAUUGAUUCUGAGGUAAUUGCUAAGAAAAGCACAUUAACAUGGAAGAGCAGAGGGUUGAAGCACUGGUAUCAGAAGGAAGCCUAGAUGGAUCUGGUAUUUCGUCCUCUGGCUCAGAUUAUGUGUUCCGGGUGAGGAAUUUGUUAUUUCGUCGAAUGCUGGUGGGGAUAAAAGACGGCCGGUUUUUCUUGGGUGCAUUCCACUGCAUUGACAAGCAAGGGAACAUUAUUCUUCAAGAUGCAGUUGAGUAUCGCAGCACCCGACGCUCUUCUCCUUCUCCAAUGGAACAGCGUUGCCUGGGUUUAAUUCUCAUACCUUCAUCUUGCCGUACCUCUUGCCAUGUGGAUUGCUUUAUAGAAGAACAAUUGUCGCUGCUUUCACUAAAUCAAUAGAGACCAGUUUAUAUGGAAACAGAGGUGCUUGUGUUUGUAGAUAGGGGAGAACAGGAGUUGUUGCUCACUGUAGUUUAGCAAAAACAAGCGUAGAUGUAACUGUUUUUUGAAGAAGGCAUGAUGGUGGAACUCUAUUGAAGGCAGAGGUUUCACAGUUGCUCUGCUCCUGCUCCCUUUUCCUUAUAGGGUAGGCGUAGGUGAACGGACUUGGUGAAAUAUGGCCUGGACAUUCUAUUGUCAAAAUGAGGGGGAAAAUGUCCAUUUGGUUUGACUUUGAUGAAUGCAUUUGCUUUACCUCUCAAAUGAGGGGAAAAAUGUCAUGGUUUCCUACUGAUUUUGUUGAGAAAGAGGAUUUCUUUUUGCUUUCA
Messenger RNA from Eucalyptus grandis, 900 nucleotides. RefSeq lists its product as uncharacterized. NCBI's taxonomy places the organism in Eukaryota, Viridiplantae, Streptophyta, Magnoliopsida, Myrtales, Myrtaceae. Bases 182 to 532 code for a protein of 116 amino acids. Gene Ontology annotation, cellular component: NatC complex. The record is from RefSeq and is a predicted model, not a curated record. The transcript is spliced from 2 exons.